AUGGCGUGGCCGUGCAUCACCCGGGCCUGCUGCAUCGCCCGCUUCUGGAACCAGCUGGACAAGGCGGACAUCGCCGUGCCGCUGGUCUUCACCAAGUACUCGGAGGCCACCGAGCACCCGGGCGCCCCUCCGCAGCCGCCGCCGCCGGUGCAGCCGGUGCAGUCGGUGCAGCCGGUGCACGCGCCCCCCACGGCGCCGGCGGCGGUCGCCAUAGAGACACAGCCGGCCCAGGGCGAGCUGGAUGCAGUUGCCCGGGCAACGGGACCGGCUCCGGGGCCCAGCGGCGAGCGCGAGCCGGCGGCCGCGUCGGGCCGGAGCAGAGCGGGCCCCGCCGGCCCGGGCUCGGGCUCGGGCUCGGGCUCGGGCUCUGGCGGCCCCUCCGGCGCGGGCCCCGCGGACUCGGUGAUGCGGCAGGACUACCGCGCCUGGAAGGUGCAGCGGCCCGAGCCGAGCUGCCGGCCGCGCAGCGAGUACCAGCCGUCCGACGUGCCCUUCGAGCGCGAGACGCAGUACCAGAAGGACUUCCGCGCCUGGCCGCUGCCGCGCCGCGGCGACCACCCGUGGAUCCCCAAGCCCGCGCCCGUCCCAGCCGCCGCCGCCCCGGCGCCGUCCCCCGGGCUCCUCGGGACGCCCAAGCGCCGGCCCCCAAGCCAGGAGCGCCGGCCACUGCAGGUGGCCGCCGAGGCCCCGGAGCGGGCGGCCGCGGCCCCCGGCGGAGCGGGUGUGGUCGUCGGGGCGGGAGAGGCGAUGCGCUCGGACGAGCGCUACACGCGCAAGAAGGCCGGGCCGGCCUGGAUGCUGCGCCGCGCCGAGGGGCUGGGCCCGGAGCAGACGCCGCUGCCCGCCGUCCCCGCCGCUGCCGCCGCCGCCCAGGCCCAGGCCGCGGGCCCCGAGGCGGGCAAGGGGCGAGCGGCGGCUGACGCCCUCAAUAGGCAGAUCCGCGAGGAGGUGGCGACUGCCGUGGGCAGCUCCUACAGGAAUGAGUUCAGAGCGUGGACGGACAUCAAGCCUGUGAAGCCAAUAAAGGCGAGGCUCCAGUACAAGCCCCCGGAUGAUAAGAUGGCUCAUGAGACCAGCUACAGUGCCCAGUUCAAGGGGGAAGCCAACAAGCCAACACCAGCGGACAAUAAGUUUAUGGAGCGCCGAAGAAUACGCAGUCUCUACAGCGAGCCUUUCAAGGAAUGCCCAAAGGUGGAAAAAACUAGCCUUCCGAGUUCCAAACCAAAAAAGACCUCAGCGAGCCACAAGGCCCCGAGGAAGUCCAAAGACAAGCAGGUGGUGUCGGGCCGGGCCCUCAAGAAAAAGAGCGCCGAGGGCCCCAGCGCCCCCCAAGCCCAGCCCGAGGACAAGGAGCCAAGUAAAGAGAUGAACAAUAAGCUGGCUGAGGCGAAAGAGAGCCAGGCCCGUCCCACCAGCGACUCGCAUAAGAAUCGAGGUCCGAUAGCCAAAGAGCCAGACAAGGAUAAAGGUCCCUUGGGCCUGGGGCCUCUGAAAGGUCAAGGCCCUGUGAUCCAAGAGCCUCGGAAGGACCAAGGCCCGGCUGUCCCAAAGUCUCUGAAGGAUCGAGCUCCUGAGGUCCCAGGGCCUCUGAAGGAUCAAGCUCCUGAGGUCUCAAGGCCUCUGAAGGAUCAAGCUCCUGAGGUCCCAAGGCCUCUGAAGGAUCAAGCUCCUGCCAUCCCAAAGCCUCUGAAGGAUCAAGCUCCUGCCAUCCCAGAGCCACUAAAAGAUCAAGCUCCUUCGGUCCCAAAGCCUCUGAAGGACCAAGCCCCCGGGGUCCCAGGGCUUCUGAAGGAUAAAGGGUCCAUGGUCCCCACAGCUGUUAAGGAUCAAGAUCGCACGGUCCCUGGACCUUUAAAGAAUGCAGGUUCUGGGAUCUCAGCACCAGUCAAGGACCAAGGUCCCUUGUUCCCGGUGCCUCUAAGUAACCAAAUGGCUCCAGCAAGAGUUAAGGAUCAAGGUCCCAUGGUACUGGAGACUCCAAAGGAUCCAGGUCCUGUGGUUCCAGCAACUGUCAAGGAUCAGGGUCCUACUGUCCCAGAGCACCUAAAGGAUCGAAGUGCCAUGCUCAUAGCACCUGUAAAAAAAGAAGGUCCUGUGCUCUCUGAGCCUGCAAAGAACCAAGGUUCGGUGGUUCCAGAGCCAGUCAAGGGGCAAGGUGGCGUGGUCCCAGAGCUUCUGAAGAGUCACGAUUCUGCAGUUGUAAAGAAUCAAGGUUCUAUGGCCCCAGAAAAAGUCAAGGAUCACGGCACUGUGAUCCCCGAACCUCCAAAGAAUCAGGGUCCUGUGGUCCUUGAGCCCGUGAAGAAUCCCAUUCCUAUCAUCUCGGUGCCUCUGAAAGAUCAAGAUCCUCUAGUGCCACCACCAGCCAAGGACCCAGGUCCUGUGGUCCCUGAACCUGUGAAGACUCAAGGUCCCAGGGGCCCACAGCUGUCCACUGUCUCACCUCCACCCCCAGUCACUAUCCCAACUGUCCCCCAUGCAGAGUAUAUUGAGAGUUCCCCUUGA
Molecule: messenger RNA, 2505 nt
Organism: Pipistrellus nathusii (Nathusius's pipistrelle)
Lineage: Eukaryota; Metazoa; Chordata; Mammalia; Chiroptera; Vespertilionidae
Source: the annotation of a GenBank genome assembly